AUGGACACACGGCGACGCGCGCGACGCGUUCGGGACAACGAUCUCGGUCACCUCAUUUCUCGCGUGUACUCGUCUCCUCAUCGCUCGCUCGCGUCGAUGUGCUCGCGCGUGGCGUGGGCGCUUCUCGUCUCGCUCGCGCUCGCGAGUCGAACCGUCGCGGCGGCGAGCGGGGCGUGCGCGCGAGCGCCCCCGGGCGUCCUCGACCGGGAUUUUCUCCGAACCGCGGAAUCUCUCGGGAUAUUCAACGUGUGUCCGAUCGAUAGUCGAAGUGGGCGCGCGAGUUCUGAGCCGUGCGAGAGCGAGGUGCUCGCGUUCGCGUGCGGACUCGAAUCGUCGUGCGCGUGGUCCGGGCCGCCGACGCGCGCGGAUGCUUUCGAACGAUGCGUGUUCCCAUUGUGUGCAUCCGACGUGUGCGCGAACGGUGGUUCGACCGAGUUCGCUCGCACAUUUUGUUCCUCGGCGUGCCUCGUGGAUGACUCCAAGGCUCGAUUCGAGAGCUUUGGCGGCGCCUGGGCGACGUCGGCGUUCAAUCCACUGAACAUCGGCGCCGCGCUGAGCGGCUUUGCGUCCGCGUACCCGAACGCGGCGUCGAUGAUUCGGAUAUUUUCCCAAGUUCAGACGACCAUCAUGAUCAUCCGAGCGAUUUUCGAAGCUGUGCAAGGCACCGGCGGCGGCUCGACGUUCGGCGGCUCGACGCCCGGAUCGACGAUUUACUACCCCACGCCCACGCCAGCGCCCACGCCCACGCCAGCGCCCACGCCAGCGCCCACGCCGUCACCGUCACCGAUGCCGUCACCGUCACCGACCGCAACGUGUGGAUCCGCACUGAAUACGUGCUCGAACUCCUGCGGCCUUUGUAUAUACCCAGACGCCACGUCUCAGGAGCCGACGUGCUGCUGCGACGACACGUGCUCAGCAUACGGCGACUGCUGUGGCGACGCGAUGGGAUGUUGCCCAAAUCUCGGCAAAUCCACGACUCGUAAUGUCCGCGCUCGUUCAAGACCCACGGCGCGAUCCAGAGCGAGCGGGUGA
Messenger RNA from Ostreococcus tauri, 1032 nucleotides. Its product is annotated as Somatomedin B domain. Lineage: Eukaryota; Viridiplantae; Chlorophyta; Mamiellophyceae; Mamiellales; Bathycoccaceae. The transcript has a single exon. The record is from RefSeq and is a predicted model, not a curated record. The coding region runs from base 1 to 1032 and encodes 343 amino acids.